AUGAAGAAAAUUUCUAACUAUAUCAAUGCAUUGAUUGGUAAAGGAAACACUCCAUUUUUAUAAAAGGUUAAUUCAAGUUCAUUAAUGAAUAAUACUCCAAUAAUUUUGAUGACAGAUAUUUUAUAUUUAAUUGAAUGUUUUGAAGGGUAUGGACCAGAAUGUCAAGGAAUUUAUUUGACAGGACAAGAAUAUUUAUAAUAAUUUUUUCAGGAACUAUCUUAAAAACCUUUGAGUGGGUUGAUGGCAGUAAAAAUUUCAUUAACAAUCCAUUUGGUUUUAUAUGAGUUUUAAAUAGGGGAAAUUGUGGCUGAAGAGAUGAUAUCAAGAGAUUAUAAGCUAUAAGUAAUUGAAACAUAGAGUCAUGGAUAAUUUGUAUAGAAUUAUUUGAUGUACCUAUUCAAGUUGGCUUAGAAUUUGAAAUUGUUUUAUUCAUGUAAAAUUGGAUAAUAUCCAAUCUUUGAUUAGGAAGUAACUUAUACAAAUUAUAGUGAAUCUACAAGAGAAAAUCAAAUAAACUAAUUUAAAAUGUUCAAAAAGUAAUAAAACUUUAAGGAUACUAAUCUUUAAUAUCGUGAAUAUUAAUAGAAGAAACUAGAAACCCAUUUAUAAAAUAAGACUGGAUACAUAACGAUAGAUUAGAAAAUCCUCUAUUUAUUUAAAUUAUUAAAUUUAUUGAAUCAAUGCAUAUAAAUAUUGAAUUUGUGUAUAGGUGUGUGUUAAAUUGAAUAAUAAGAUAUAAAAAAUAUAUAUAUAGAGAUUAGUUGUGUAUUAUGGAAUGAUACUAUGGUGAUGUAUAAAUUUGCAACUUUAGAGGUAUACAUAUAUAUAUUUAUAUAAUUCAUGAUAGAUAUGCAAAAUUCUAGAUUCAUUUCGUUUCUUGCCUCUUUAAUAAUUAUAAUCAUUAUAAUAGGUAUAUUGGGCAACAACUAAUUCUACAAAGAGUAUUAAGUGGAUAUAUAAUAAUAGAAAGUAUUUUGAUAGUUAAAACAUUGUGAAAUAGCCAUAUUGGUUUGAAGAGAAUAAUCAAAUUAUUAGAGAUAUAUAAAAUAGUAUAAUUGAUAGUAAGAUGAAUUCAAUUCCAGAGUAAAAAAAUUAUUUAUUAAUGUAGAUCUUGUCGUUAAUUGAAAUUAUAAACUCCUCAAAGUUCUAAAUUGAAAUCUCCAAUGCAAAUUUAAUAACCUUAUUCAGGAAGAAUAUUAAAUUAAAGAAAUCAACCAUUUUUUAUAGCACAUAAGAAAUUAUAGGAAUCAAUAUCUUAAUAUACAGAGAUAAAGGAUUAAAGUUAAUAAUAAAAUAAUUAAAAGAAUAAUAAUAUUAAACAUGCAAUAUAUCCUAUAUUUUCAGAUGAAGAGAUGCAAUUGUCUCCAAAAAUUUAAUAAUAAGAAUUAAUAAAAUGA
Paramecium pentaurelia is the source of this 1397-nucleotide messenger RNA. The record is from the annotation of a GenBank genome assembly. NCBI's taxonomy places the organism in Eukaryota, Ciliophora, Oligohymenophorea, Peniculida, Parameciidae.